Molecule: messenger RNA, 1731 nt
Organism: Xiphophorus hellerii (green swordtail)
Lineage: Eukaryota; Metazoa; Chordata; Actinopteri; Cyprinodontiformes; Poeciliidae
Gene: chek1
Product: checkpoint kinase 1
Exons: 14
Coding region: 137-1504 (455 amino acids)
Biological process (GO): DNA damage checkpoint signaling; protein phosphorylation
Cellular component (GO): cytoplasm
Molecular function (GO): protein serine/threonine kinase activity; ATP binding
Source: RefSeq, a predicted model, not a curated record
GUUGCGUCCAGUAAAACAACAAGGCGCCAAUUUUUCGCCAGGAUUUUUUAAAGCUUCCACCGCUGACACAUGACAAGGUUAUUUUAGUCUUUCGCGAACCGCCUUGUGCGAAAACUGCAGCUGAAGGCCGUUCAGCAUGGCGAUCCCUUUUGUGCAGGACUGGGAUGUCGUCCAGACUCUGGGAGAAGGAGCUUAUGGAGAAGUGAGGUUACUGGUGAACAGACAGACCGAAGAGGCAGUGGCGGUGAAGGUGAUUGACACUUCUCAGGCUAAGGAGUGUGCAGACAAUGUCAAAAAGGAGGUGUGCAUCCAUAAGAUGCUCACCCACCCCAGCAUCGUGAGGUUCUUUGGUCAUCGAAAGGAAGGACCGACUGUUUAUCUUUUUCUGGAGUACUGCACCGGAGGAGAGCUGUUCGACCGCAUUGAGCCUGAUGUGGGGAUGCCAGAGAAAGACGCUAAUAGGUUUUUCAAGCAGCUAAUAGCCGCUGUGGAGUACCUUCACAACCUUGGCAUCACCCACCGAGAUAUAAAGCCAGAGAAUAUUUUGCUGGAUGACAAAGACAACUUGAAGCUGACAGAUUUCGGUCUGGCCACCAUGUUUCGUUUCAAAGGGCGGGAGCGCCUUCUGAAUCGACUCUGUGGAACGCUCCCCUACGUUGCUCCAGAGCUUCUCGGCCAGCAGGAGUACAAAGCUCAGCCUGCAGAUGUCUGGGCCUGUGGGAUCGUUCUGAGUGCAAUGCUGGCAGGAGAACUGCCCUGGGAUCAGCCCACCGAGAGCUGCCAGGAAUACUCAGACUGGCUCCAGAAGAAGACUUACCUACCUCCCUGGAAGAAAAUCCAGCCGAUGCCUCUUAGUUUGCUGUCCAAAUUGCUGCAGCCCCAUCCUGAUUCAAGAAUCGUUAUCGCAGACAUACAGAAGGAUCGCUGGUUUACUCAAGGUUGUCAGAGAUCAGGAUCCAACAAAGUUCUUCGAACGGAGUUGGAGCUUAAAUCCCGGACAAGCAGUGAUGACAGGAUGCAGUUUUCCAGCUCUCAGCCUGACUUUGCUCCAGGUGGAUGGGAAUCCAUGUUGUUGAUCGGCCUGGCCGAAGGGCAGGUCAGCUUCUCCCAGCCGACUAAACCGGAGCACAUGUUGCUGGGCAGUCAGCUGUUGGGCACGCCGGGAGCCAGUCAGUCGCUGUGGCAAAGAUUAGUCCGAAGAAUGACUCGCUUCUUUACCAACGUGAACGCCGACGACUCCUUAUCUGCCCUGAAAGACGUCUGUGACGGCAUGGCACUUGUCUUCAAACUCACCUGCACGCAACAGGUCACUGUGAGCACUCUGGACAAACGUAACAACAAGCUAAUCUUCAAGGUCUUUUUACUGGAGAUGAAUCAGCGAGUGUUGCUGGAUUUCAGACUGUCUAAGGGCGACGGAUUGGAGUUCAAGCGACUCUUUGUGAAGAUAAAGCAGAAGCUCGGAGAUGUGGUCUGCACCCAGAAGAUUUCACUCCCCAUCACAUAAUAAACAGAGAAAAACGCACGCUGUCAUGGACUUUAGAGACAAACUGUAUAUAUUUACAUGUUCUUGUUGUUAACACUUGUUUUUUUAUACACUUGAAAGAUCAAGACUUUAUAGAUCACAUAGUUUUCUACAAUUUGCCAUUCAUAAAGACUGAAGUGUUCUGGUUGUUUUUGCUAUGUUAAUGUUCAAAGCUGAAUAAAUUAAUAAAGAUCUUGUUUGCUAAAUGA